This is a messenger RNA of Nerophis lumbriciformis (worm pipefish), 1893 nucleotides long. NCBI's taxonomy places the organism in Eukaryota, Metazoa, Chordata, Actinopteri, Syngnathiformes, Syngnathidae. The record is from RefSeq and is a predicted model, not a curated record.
AUGGCAAACUUACACCUGAGAUAUCUUUUGGCUUUAGCCUUGGCGCACGUGGUGCUUUCAUCCGGAGUGUUUGAGCUGAAAAUCAAUUCAUUCCACACGGCGCAGCGCAUUUGCAGAAGACACAGAGACUGUCACAUCUUUUUUCGAAUUUGCCUCAAGCACCCUGAAGAUGUCAUCUCCGCUGAGCCGCCGUGCACCUUUGGGACCGGGCAAACCAAUGUCAUCAGAGCCGAUCAUACGUCCAUCUCCAGCAGUGCCCCGAUUCGGGUGCCUUUCCACUUUAAAUGGCCGGGUACAUUUUCGUUAAUUAUCGAGGCAUGGAACGCAGAAUCUCCAACAGAAUACACAGACAACCAAAACAACCUGGUGAAUCGCCUGGCGACAAGGCGGAGACUCGCCAUCGGGGAAGACUGGUCCCAGGACGUGCACUUCGGAGAGCAGAGCGAGCUGCGUUAUUCUUACCACGUCUUCUGUGACGAGUACUACUUCGGGGACGGCUGUGCCGAGUACUGCAGGCCGCGUGACGACACGCUGGGCCACUACACCUGUGACGAGGAGGGCAACCGCAUCUGCCUAGAGGGCUGGAAAGGAAACUACUGCUCUGAGCCCAUCUGCUCAGCGGACUGCAGCGAGAGGCACGGCUACUGCGAGGCCCCGGGGGGCUGUAAAUGUCGCAUGGGUUGGCAGGGCCCCUCCUGCACCGACUGCGUCCGCUACCCGGGCUGCCUUCACGGCACCUGCAGUCAGCCGUGGCAGUGUAACUGUCAGGAGGGAUGGGGGGGCCUCUUCUGUGACCAGGACCUCAACUACUGCACCAACCACAAGCCGUGCGCCCAUGGUGCAACGUGCACCAACACCGGACAGGGCAGCUACACUUGCACUUGCAGACCUGGAUAUGGGGGAACGAACUGUGAGAUGGAAACCAACGAGUGUGACAGCAACCCCUGCAAAAAUGGAGGGAGCUGCAAUGACCUGGAAAAUGAUUAUUCAUGCACUUGCCCGCAAGGAUUCUACGGCAAAAACUGUGAAAUCAUUGCAAUGACGUGUGCGGAUGGCCCCUGCUUUAACGGCGGGACAUGUGUGGAGACCAUGACUGGGGGUUACACUUGCCGCUGCCCGCCCAGCUACACGGGCUCCAACUGUGAAAAGAAGCUGGAUCGUUGCAGCAAUAGGCCCUGUUUGAACGGCGGCGAGUGUCUGGACCUCGGCCAGAGCGUCCUUUGUCGCUGCCAGGGCGGUUUCACCGGCGCCAACUGCCAAGUGAAUAUCGACGACUGCGCCUCUAACCCUUGCCAGAACGCCGGGACCUGUCAAGACGGCGUGAACGACUACAUUUGCUCCUGCACCUUAGGGUACACCGGCAAGAACUGCAGCGUGCGUUCGGACGCCUGUGGAGAACGUCCUUGUCAGAACGGCGGCACUUGCUUCACUCACUUCACUGGACCCGUAUGCCAGUGCCCGAAAGGAUUUAUGGGCCCGAGUUGUGAGUUCACGUUGCAACCCAGUUUCAAACCCGCUUUGCGUCAAGCCUCUCAGCCCUCCUCUGCCACGAUGACCGUCUCCUGCAUUCUCGCCAUCCUGGUAGUGGCGCUAGUCGCCGGUAUUAUCUUGCUGAGGAGGCGCAGGAGGCUGCGAGGAAGGAAGCAGCUCAGCGACACGGCAGUUUACAAUGACCUGGAGACGGUGAACAACUUGGGGGGAAGCGAGAGAGACUCCUUCCUCAGUCCGAACGGUCUGUUCAAGAUCAGCAACAGCGCGGCCCGCCUCAGUUUCGCCCCCUGUUCGGAAGGAAGGUCAGCGUACAGGCACAACCCUGUGGAGAGCAGCCUGACCCGGGCGGAUUUCUUAUGGAGGGACGAGACAGGCCUGAAUUCAGUCACUGGGUUAAGAUGA